AUGGAUUCCGGAUUUGGUGACCCAUCCCUUUCCUCAACCCAGUUAAGACAAAAGGCAUACACAGUCAUCAAGAACAGUGACAGGCCUUUAGCAAGCUGCGAGAUCGAAAAAUGGAUUCGCAACAAUGAUUAUGACCUUUGGUGCAAGGUUUCAGCCAAAUGCAAGGAUUACGUAAGAGUAAUCUUGAGUCAGACACGCGGCAAGACAAUUGCCAAGUUUAAAUCUCUUAAGCCAAUCCCUGGCAUCGAUAAGAGAUCUACUUUCUAUGGCAUUUAUGGCCGCGCAUAUCCAUCAGAUUCAUGGGUUCCUACCUCAGAUGAUGCCCGUGUAAAGGUUCGUAAGCAUGAUGACGACGCUUACGAUGAGGAGACAAAUUAUUCUGCUUCCAAGGAAGAGUCUUCUCAAUCAAGCGAUGAAAGCGCAGAAUCAUCCCCAAAGAUUAUGGCUAUCCCAAUUCAUGAAUCUCCAAAGCCAGUCGAAAAGAAGGAAAGAGUUUUAUUACCACCUCUUCCUCCGUUCAGAUUACUUUGCGGAACAAAUCCUAUCUUCCCAUCACUUAUCACAAACAGUCCUAUCUUAUUACAGGCCGACCUUGAUCCAAUUAAUUUAUUAUUGAAUUAA
Molecule: messenger RNA, 621 nt
Organism: Trichomonas vaginalis G3
Lineage: Eukaryota; Parabasalia; Trichomonadida; Trichomonadidae
Exons: 1
Coding region: 1-621 (206 amino acids)
Source: RefSeq, a predicted model, not a curated record